This is a messenger RNA of Strongylocentrotus purpuratus (purple sea urchin), 1087 nucleotides long. RefSeq names its product ras-related protein Rab-28-like. Gene Ontology annotation, cellular component: endosome; Golgi apparatus. Lineage: Eukaryota; Metazoa; Echinodermata; Echinoidea; Camarodonta; Strongylocentrotidae. The coding region runs from base 95 to 769 and encodes 224 amino acids. Gene Ontology annotation, molecular function: GTP binding; GTPase activity. The transcript is spliced from 7 exons. The record is from RefSeq and is a predicted model, not a curated record.
UCGAAAAGACGACAACUAUCUACAAUUUUGAGAAGUUGCAGUGAACAAGUGGUAUCUUGGUCAAUUCUGAUCGAAAGUUUAGAACUUUUGGACGAUGUCUGAUUCAGAAGAUGAAGCUAGGGAUAGGGGAAAACAACUGAAAAUCGUCGUUGUUGGUGAUGGUGCGUCGGGAAAGACAUCUCUAGCAACACGUUACUCCCAGGAACAGUUUGGCAAGCAAUACCAACAGACUGUGGGUCUUGACUUCUUUCUCAAGAGAAUAUGCAUUGCUGACAACACUCAUGUUUCAUUACAAGUUUGGGACAUUGGCGGACAGACGCUUGGAGGAAAAAUGCUGGAAAACUAUUUAUAUGGAGCUCAUGGAGUGUUAUUGGUGUAUGAUAUCACUAAUUACAGCAGCUUUGAGAACGUCGAGGACUGGUAUCAGAAGCUCAGGGAUGUCUGCAAAGAUGCAGACAAGUUCCCCCAUGUUGCACUCGUGGGUAAUAAAGCCGACUUGGAGCAUAUGAGGACAGUGAAAGAUGAGAAACAUCAAAAGUUAUGUCAAGAGCACAACAUGUCCAGCCAUUUUGUCUCUGCGAAGACAGGUGAUUCGGUUAAUUUAUGUUUCCAGAAAAUAGCUGCAGAUAUCCUGGGUAUCAAACUGACAAAAGCUGAAAUCCAAAACAACACUCGAGUGGUCAAGGCUGAAGUACUGAAAGCCCGGGAAGACCCUGUACCGAGACCGAUGUCAUCUCACACGCGGAGUUCAAUGUGCUCUGUCAUGUGACGCUCAUCGAUGUGUUGGUAGACUUUUGAAAGCUAAGAAAACUGUGGUGACCAUCGUGUUCUUUGAUCCUUCGUUGCAUGAGGCAUCUUCACCAGAGGAGAGUGAUUGGCAAAGGCUUGCUGUCGUGUUGCUUGAUGAAAUGAAGCAUCCAGCCUUCACUAUUGGAUGUCCUUUUGUUAGACUGCAACCAAGGUCAUCAUGGAUACCGUCAUUGUUAUCUUCUCGUCAUCUUCUCGUCAUCAUUAACAUCAUCAUCAUCAUCAUCAUCAACUCAUCUUCAUCAUCACCAUCAUCAUCAACAUCAACAUCAACAUCAUC